GGCAGCCUUCGUGCUCGUAAUAUCCUGACAAGGGCCAAAGAUAACUGACGAUUCUUAAUAUUAACGAAAAUUCCGCAUUUCAUGCAACCUGGAUUCUGCUGGAAUUUAAUGACCAAGCUACAAAUGAAAUGAGACGCUCAGAUGGACGAAAGAGACGUAGUUCUAGUCGGGGAAGCGAACAGGAAAGGACAAGUGAAGUUAGCCCAGACAACACAGCUUCCAGCAGAGUCAUAAGGACUAGAUCUCGGUCAAAAGACGAAUCCCCAAACAAACUUAUAAAUAAUAAACUAAAUGGUAGCAGCAAAGACGAGAAUAUUGUAAAAAAUGUGUUUUCAAGUCCAAGAGGACGGGGGAGGGGAAAGGGGAGAGGGAGGAGUAUCUCUCCAAGAAUGGUCACCAUGAACUCUUCACAUCAUACACGAUCGUUUUCAAGUAAGGUAAAUAAAUCACCAGAGACUAAAGUAAGCCAGUUAGAUAAGGAUACGGGAGAUCAAAGUGGGAACACAAUACAUGAUAUUAAAACAGAACCGCCAAAUGACACAUCUCAAGGUGGAGAUAGUAAUGAAAUAUCCAAUUUAGAUGACAGUAUUGACAAUCUGACUGACACUGUGGAUGUGCAGUCUGAAGAUGUCAUCGUUGAAGCUCGUGAAUCAGGGGUAACAUGCCCUGAUAUCAGUAAAUUAGGUGAUACCGAAUCGGUAGGUAUUCAAUUAAGAGACAAGACGUUGGAAACUAGUCAUUCAGAAACCGAAGUCUCCUCAUGUAAUUCCACAAAACAUGAAGAUCUUUCAACAGAUCAGGAUACUCCAAAACGGAGAAUGUCUCACUAUGUUGGCAGCCAUAAUAGUGAGUCAGAUAAUGGGAAGGAGUCAACAACUCAACAAAAAGCCACUGAUCCAAUAGUUGAAGUGCAAACUGUUACAUUGACUCAAUCUCCAAGAACUCGUAGUUUGUCUGCAAAGCAGAGGGAACAGUGCGGUGAAGUGUCAACUUCAACAAAUCAAGUAGAGCCAUUAGCUAGGGAAAUCCCUCUCAAGACUGAAACUAAUCUAUCACCCUCAAAGUGUAGUCCGCGGAGGGGGAGGGGGAGACCCCCAAACAUGGCAACUGUCAAUGCCAAGGUUAAUCUUAAACAGAAACUUCAAAAUAUGGAAGCUGAAACUAAAGAUAGCAGUAAGGUAGACAAUGAUAAAGUUAACAAAGACAGUAUUGUGCCAUCCUCCUGUACUGACACAAAACUCCAAGCUUCUUUGAAAGGUGGUGAUAUCAACGUUUCAAAUAAUACUGCUGGGGAUGACAGCGAGGAAGCUACUAAGACCGAUUGUCAAUCAGCUGCAAAUGUUGUGAGUUGUGACCAUGACUACUUUGCUGUGUCUCGUCAAGGUCAAGAUGUUACUAUGGACACAGAGGAAGAAGAGGAUUCCGAUGUUGAAGUGAUGGAGUUGGACAGUGAAAGUUCGGGGGCAGAUACCCCAAAGAAAAAUUGCACUCAGGGAAAUUAUACCAAAGACUUAGAAAAUAUUGACUGUAAACUUAGUGACAACUCUGCUGAUGUAAAAGAAUCUCCUGUAUUCCUAUCACCAGCUGAUAAAGAAUAUCUCACAAAAACUGAAAUUCAGUUGCCGAGUCAGCAGUCACAGUUGCCGAGUCAGCAGUCACAGUUGCCGAGUCAGCAGUCACAGUUGCCGAGUCAGCAGUCACAGUUGCCGAGUCAGCAGUCACAGACACUUGCACAGAACACAAAAAUUCCAGGUGCUGAUGCUUUAGCAGUGGUUAAAGCCAGUUUAGGAAAUAAACCGAUGACUGACAUUGAAGCCAUUGAUAAUAAAAAGAGUUCAUCAGUAGCCCUCCAGCCUACGAAGAUUGUUAGUCCGAGGGGACGUGGCCGAAAAAAAGGCUACAGUCCAAAAAAAAGUCCCAAAAGUGCCACUUCCACAACAGUUACCUCGGCUACUAUUGUACAAACUGUGAAUAAAAAUCAAGGUAUUCUUACAAAUGUGAAGAUCAAUGCCACCAAUCUGUUGCAAGGAGACGUGUCCAAAAGUGACAGUUGUGUAACAACGGAGGAACCAUCAAUGUCGCAGGAGUCGAUAGAUCAAAAGAAUAAAAUACAAGAAUUGAAACGAAAGUACUGUGAAGUGGAGGAUGUUGAUAGUGAUUUACAUGCAAAUAAAUUGUACGAUGCGUCGGACAUUGAUGACCCAUUCUAUUUUGAAUCGGACAGUGCUGCCCUCAAAGGCAACAAAGAUUACCGUCUGCUACUUCGAACACUGGUGACUCUUGAAGGGCAGCGUAUCCAAGCCGUUCAAGAUCUAGAGACGUUGUUUGAAAAUCAACAAAAAUCAAUUUGUCAACCAAUUGAAUUUGUUCAGAGGCUACAGUGCAAGGAAAAAAUGAACUUGCCGUGUCCGCAGAGAGUGGUGCCUGUACCCAAUAUAGCAUGGGAUAAAUAUGGCGUCUCUGUCACAUCAACAGGCAGUAAUUCCAUAGAAUCAUCACAUCAGUUGAGAAGUAAGCUUAACAAACAAACAGUUUUGGAAGAAAAAGAUAAUGUAAGUGUGGCGGAUAGUGUUGAAAAUGAGGGUUCAGCCAAAAAUGAGGAUACUAUGGUUGUAAGAGGUAGAGUUGGUGACAGCAGUAAACCAGCCACAUUUAACCAACUAUGGACAAUAGAAGAACAGCGUCGACUUGAGGAACUUCUUGUAAAAUAUCCCCCUGAAGAAGUGGAAGCAAAAAGAUGGGCUAAGAUUGCCAAAGAUCUAGGUAACAGAAGUACCAAACAGGUUGCAAGUCGUGUUCAAAAGUAUUUCAUAAAACUGGCUAAAGCUGGCUUACCUGUACCAGGCAGAACUCCAAAUUUACAGAGCUACAUUAACAGGCAUAGGCGAAAACAGCACUACUUCACCCGCCCUCUGUAUCCAGCGUCAACUCUUUUGCAGUCUCAUGUACCCCCUGUGUAUAUGGAUGAUGAUAAUGACAAAUGUUAUGAUGACUUAGACCACUAUAGUGAUGAAGAGGAACCAGCUUCUGAUGAUGAUUCAGUUCCUGAACAUUUACGAGAUACGGAGGAAUAUAGAGAAUUGAUGAACAUGAAGAAAUUAAAAAAAGAAAAACUGAAGCUACAGCAGAGUGGUCAGUCGCAGCAUGUAGGGUACUGCUGCGAUGGAUGUCACUCUGAGCCUAUCAUUGGUAUUAGGUGGCACUGUGUAGACUGUCCACUAGAAGUAUCGGUUGAUCUAUGUCACAGCUGUGCUGAAUGUGGACACGUUACUGAUCUUCACACUCCAAGUCAUCGCAUGGAAUGUAUUCGCUAUGCUGAAGCUUCCACAGGUUACAUUGAUGGAGAUUAUACUGAGUUUCAACCGUACGCCGGUGACUAUAACUAUCUUGAUCCCAACUACAAUCCGGCUAAAUUACCAUCGUGAGUGAUCGUCAUGUCAACUAGUAGACUGUGAUGUCAACAAACGAUAAACUAGAGGGCCUCAAGCUUGUUAUUCUAUAACAAAAUGAUGGAUUAUUUCUAUUAUGUGAUGGCGCUGUUUGCAAGGACUCCUCAAGUUGUGCUGGUGGGUGUGUGUGUGUUUGUGAGAAGAUACGACUGUGGUGGCACUGUUCACAAAGACUCUUGGAAUCAUUGGCAGUCUGUGAGGGCGCUGUUCAACGAACAACAAUAAUAUGAUAGCAGGAAUGUUUAUUUAGAAUUGAACCGUGUGUAACAGAAAAUGGAAUUAUUUAAGUUGGCCAUCCCCAUCCUAUAUACACCGACUUGCGCAAAUUCCAUUGCUUUAAGGGAUGGGUUGUGGAAACAUGUGCUGAAUCUUCUGCUCGUAUUUGCAGAAACACGUUCAAGUAUUACAACAACCGUGCAUCCAAAUUCCUCGCUAUCGCAUAUUUUGGUUGCCUUGUCCUAAUUGUGCAUUCAAAUGAUUAUCCAAUCAAUGUGUUUCAAAAUAAUCAAUAAUCAGAAAUGCGACACAGGCUUACUAUAUUUACUCUAUUAUUACCAAAUGCGGGUAAUAUGUGAAUGAAAAAGAUGUAUUGAUGGUCAUAAAAACUAGUUACAAAUCAAUGCAUUUUGUUAUUUACAUUUUAAGAGAUGUGCUUCUAAUAGAGCAAAUACUGCAACUCUUCCCUCUCACCACUUUUCACAAUGUAGUCCUGUCCAAGGUCAGUCUGUUUCACUACACUGUAGACAGAGAUUUUCAUAACAUUAAUUUAUUCAGAUUCUUACUGGUCUUAAAUUCUCAUUAAAAUUAUAGAAAAUGUUAGCAGAGUAGCAUUCAAUAUCAGGGCCCAUACAAUCUGUGUGAGUAAAAUAAACUACUGUAAAGGCAUAAUUAUUCACUGGGUUUUAAUUUCACUAUUUUCGCUGAUAUGUAAAAUCCACUAAAUUAAAUAUCCAUGAAUAUGUAAAAUAACUAUAAAACUCAUUGUAAAUAUGCUCAAAACAUCAAAAGAGUGAAAUGUCAGUGACACUAAAUGGUUUUACAGUAAAUUUGAACAUGCAUGGUGUGACAACCUUUGCUCUGUACAUUUCAUCACAGAAGACGAUUGAAAAUUCCUUCCUUUCUUUUCAUUUGCAAGUUUUUUUUUGCUGAGAUUACUGGUAAUCGUUGAAUAUUACCCAGUGCAAAAGCCAGACAAAUUGAAUUACAGUUUGCAUUCACUUUAAAAUUGACAAUGAUAAAAUGGAUUGAAAUGUAUAAAAUUGAUGCAAUAACUCUAAUGAAUUCUCAAUCAUUCACUUGGUUAUAAUUUUCGCUUAUAUCUAAGUACUCUAAAUUAAAUACCAGUGAAUAUACAAUGUACAAGGCUAGCUAUCCAACGUUGUGUUUCUUUCAUAGAGCAGUAGUGAAAUUAAAACCAUGUCAAAUCAAAUCCAGUAUCACAUGUACAUACAGACUAUUUAUUCAUUUAGAGUGCAAAGUUCAAGACCCAAUCCAUCAACAAUUUCUGGUUGCAUGAAUUUGUUAACAUAUUGACAGUCACAUGAAAUUUAUCAACAUAAUUCAGUACGAUGGCAGUCUGUGUAAAAUUUCCAGUCUUACUAAAACACAUGUUCUAAUUUAGUGUAAACAAACAACUUCAUG
Molecule: messenger RNA, 5090 nt
Organism: Saccoglossus kowalevskii
Lineage: Eukaryota; Metazoa; Hemichordata; Enteropneusta; Harrimaniidae
Molecular function (GO): zinc ion binding
Source: RefSeq, a predicted model, not a curated record